Molecule: messenger RNA, 819 nt
Organism: Scaptodrosophila lebanonensis
Lineage: Eukaryota; Metazoa; Arthropoda; Insecta; Diptera; Drosophilidae
Gene: Sf3b6
Product: splicing factor 3B subunit 6
Exons: 3
Coding region: 157-522 (121 amino acids)
Cellular component (GO): nucleus; cytoplasm; ribonucleoprotein complex
Molecular function (GO): mRNA binding
Source: RefSeq, a predicted model, not a curated record
UUUGGGAGAAGCAGAUAAACGCAGACACAUUAAUUUUAAACAAAGGAGCACGUUUCAGGACAUUCAUCCCGCGAACAAACAAAGUAUACAGCAGACGGUCAAGUGAAAGUACUUGAACUGCUCGCAUUCUAACAGCAGCUGUGGCCAAAGCCAGACAUGAACAAGCGCAAUAACAUCCGUUUGCCACCUGAGGUGAACCGACUCUUGUAUGUGCGCAAUUUGCCAUACAAAAUAACAUCAGACGAAAUGUACGACAUAUUUGGCAAGUUUGGUGCAAUUCGCCAAAUACGAGUUGGUAAUACACCAGAGACCCGUGGCACCGCCUUUGUUGUCUACGAGGAUAUUUUCGAUGCCAAAAACGCUUGCGACCAUUUAUCCGGAUUUAAUGUGUGUAAUCGCUAUUUGGUUGUUCUCUAUUAUCAAUCAAACAAAGCGUUUAAGCGUGUUGAUGUCGACAAGAAGCAAGAAGAGCUCAACAAUAUUAAGUCCAAAUACAAUUUAAAAACUCCGGAGGCACCUUGAAUGCCGCCAACGGGAAACGUUCAUUGCACUUUCUUCGUAGUUUUAAACAAAAAUUUUUUAAAAUCAAAUUUAAAAACUUCUUGCUAUGUUAAAACGCAAUUUAUGCAAUAUCUUGCUAAGUGUAAACUUUUUAUAUACCCUUUUCGAAUUAUCAUCAUCAUCUUUGCAAUCAUGUAGCAUAAUUUCAUAAAUCAUCACAGGUCGUUUGGAAAUCAAAUCAUCAUUUCGUCCACGCGACCUAUCAUUAAACACAUAAACUCAUCAAAAUAUAACAAGCAAGUUGAAAAAAAUUUCUGA